AUGGACGUGGAUGACACGGGGGAUACCGUGGACACCGUCGUCGCUCAAUUCGAGAAUCUCGACUCACGCGUCGGACAGAGCUCAUCCUCCUCAGCUGCUGCUCCCGCUCCUCCUCCUCCCAUCGAUUUCAGCCAUCUCCUGCUCGCCACCGCCGCUGCCACGCCCCGCAGAUCGUGCAUCCACCUCGCCGGCUCGUCGACAUCUACAGCCUCGACUUCGACGAUUGCGAAGCGCAAGUGGUCAACGGGCGCCACCAACGCCGACGCAAGUGCCAGCAAGCAGAUGAAGGCCGCCGGAGAUUACUGUGGAAUGGACAGCGACACGCCACCCGAGAGCCAAGAUGCCGUUUGCCAACAACAACAGCAGCAGCAGCCCGGCGCCGGUGAUGCUGAAGAGACGGCCGUCGCCCUCAACUGGAUCGCCGGCUUUGGGCAAAUGUCGAUGGCGCAGCAGAGCACGGCCCUGCGCAACCUCCUCUACCGCCUGCCCGACCACCACCUCCGCACGCUGCGCCACCUCAUCGAGCCCAUGUUCCAGAAGGAUUUCCUCGGCAUACUACCCGAUGAGUUGGCCCUGCUGAUCAUCUCGUACUUCGAGCCGAAGGACAUGAUCGCGUGCGCGGGCGUCUCCCACACGUGGCGUCGCCUGUGCGAGGAGGAGCGGAUAUGGAAGGCGAAAUGCCUCGCCGCCGGCUACACCACCACCAACAUCAAAAAGGAUCGACCUAGUUUCCGGUUUUGCGGCGGCUGGGCCGAGUUUCCGGCGAACAAGCAGACGGGCAUCACGGUCCACGGGCACAUGUCAACGGACGAGUGCUAUGCGAACAAGCAGGCCCGCGAGACGCCAUAUGGGAAAUGCUCGGAGAGAAGCCCCUACAAGGCACUCUACAUCAGGAAGAGGAGGAUUGUCGCCAAUUGGAGGAGUCAGAAGAUACAGUCCAGCGUCGUCCUCAAGGGCCACGACGAGCACGUGAUAACGUGCCUCCAGAUCCACGCCGGCCGCAUCGUCACCGGCUCCGACGACAACACGUUACGGGUAUGGGACGUCGAACGGGCACGACUCCUCUUCACACUCACCGGCCAUUUGGGAGGAGUAUGGACAUCACAAGUCAGCGAUGACGGAAAGUAUAUUGUUAGCGGCUCCACGGAUCGUACGGUUCGCGUGUGGAACGGGAAGGACGGCAAGCAGCUCCACAUCCUCCAGGGGCACACCAGCACCGUCCGCUGCAUGAGCUUGAACGGGAAAAUCCUGGUCUCCGGCUCUCGUGACCAAAACCUUCGCGUGUGGGACAUCGAGACGGGCCAAUGCCUCAACGUGCUCACCGGCCACCUCGCCGCCGUCCGUUGCGUCCAGUUCGACGGCAAGCGCGUCAUCUCCGGCGCCUACGACUUUACCGUCAAGGUAUGGAACGUGGAGACGGGCGUCUGCAUCCACACCCUCACCGGCCACACCAACCGCGUCUACUCGUUGCUGUUUGAGCCGGAGCGUGACCUGGUGGUGUCGGGCAGUCUCGACACGACGAUCCGCGUCUGGGACAUUGUCAGAGGGAUCUCCAUCGCCGUCCUCGUCGGCCAUCAGAGUCUCACCUCCGGCAUGCAGCUCAAGGGCGACAUUCUCGUGUCGUGCAACGCCGACUCCGAAGUUCGGGUAUGGGACAUUCGCGAUGGUGGGAAGUGCCUUCAUCGCCUCCAGGGCCCCUAUGGCCACACCUCGGCCAUCACAUCACUUCAUCUACUCGAGAGCGGACUCCUUGCCACCUCUUCCGACGACGGCACCGUCAAGCUGUGGGACGUCGAGAAUGGCCAAUUCGUGCGGGAUCUCGUUCGUCUGCAGUCGGGCGGUUCGGGCGGUUGCAUCUGGCGGUUGAAGGCGACGGAGACGCUGCUCGUGUGCGCCGUCGGCUCGCGGAAUGGCACCGAGGACACGAAGCUCAUACUCCUCGACUUUGACUCGGCAUAUCCA
Messenger RNA from Mesorhabditis spiculigera, 1962 nucleotides. The record is from the annotation of a GenBank genome assembly. NCBI's taxonomy places the organism in Eukaryota, Metazoa, Nematoda, Chromadorea, Rhabditida, Rhabditidae.